Coccidioides posadasii C735 delta SOWgp is the source of this 1929-nucleotide messenger RNA. RefSeq lists its product as uncharacterized. Lineage: Eukaryota; Fungi; Ascomycota; Eurotiomycetes; Onygenales; Onygenaceae. Gene Ontology annotation, cellular component: Golgi apparatus; membrane. The record is from RefSeq and is a predicted model, not a curated record. Gene Ontology annotation, biological process: retrograde transport, endosome to Golgi.
GCCUAGGUGACACAUACUUUACUCCAUUUGCAUAUAUAAUACAUAUCCAAUGCCGUCAAACCAUCGCUAAUUUUCUUUUUUCAUCGCCCUACUCCUCCCUCUGACGCUACCUUUCACGGGCUGACCGGAUUCAGGCGGAGAUAACAAUGAGGUGGCAGCUCUGGGGGUUCCUGACGGCGUUGCUAGCAAUCAACGGUCUCGCGAAUGAUGUAGAGCUAAAUCAAGAUGACAGCCGCCGGCAACAAUGCUCUGGUAUGUACGGUAAAAAGGCCUGGGGCGGUGACGUGGACCCCUUUAUCCAUGUGGCGCUGGAGAAAUUACCGCCAAAAGAACCAAGUCCGUUGAUGAGCUUAAUAAUCUUCGAGUGGAAGGAUGAGGGCUUGAUCGGUCGAUUCGCUCCAGGUGACAAGGAAAAGUUCCAAAAAGAGACCAUAUGCGACCGUCACAAUGUGGAAGCCGGACUAUGCGACGAACAGUCCUUGGGAGCGUUUAUCCUCGAACCCAAUGCUACUUCGCGCGCGGAGUCGGCGCUAAUCUCGAUGGCGGUGAAUUUAACGAGCGCGAAACCGAUAAAGUACCCCAUUAAGAAAACCGGAUUCUAUUGUGUUAGCACCUAUGCAUUUACAGGGGACGACUACAAGGGCAUUGUCACGUUUAGAAAUGCAUAUGGGGAACUCUCCGCUCCGCAGAUCCCGAAAUUGGCCUUUUAUGGCGGUUUAACAAUCCUCUACGCAGUGAUUGGAAUUUUCUGGGCAUUUUUAUAUGUUCAGCAUCGUCAUGAUAUUCUCCCGGUGCAGAAUUAUAUCACAGCCAUUCUUGUCUUCUUGGUAGUCGAGCAGCUUAUGACUUGGGGGUUCUACGAUUAUCAAAACAGACAUGGCAUGAAUGCGAUGGCAAAGGUGCUCAUGUUUAUUGUGGCGGUCCUGAACGCUGGGCGCAAUUCUUUCUCCUUUUUCUUACUGCUCAUUGUGUGCAUGGGUUAUGGUGUUGUUAAGCCAUCUCUCGGCCGUAAAAUGAUUUACGUCCGUUUCCUUGCCAUCGGUCAUUUCGUUUUCGGGGUUAUCUACGCCGUAGCCAGCCUCUCCAUUGCGCCAGAGAGCGCCGGCCCACUAGUGCUACUAGUAGUGUUGCCUCUUGCUGCCACGCUUACCGCAUUUUACGUAUGGACACUGAACUCCUUGAGUGCAACAAUGAAAGACUUAGUUGAGAGAAAACAAAGGGUGAAAGCCAUGAUGUACAAGAAACUCUGGUGGUGCAUCCUUGGCAGCAUUAUGGUUAUAUUCGGCUUCUUCUUUAUCAACUCCUUCCUGUUUGCAAGCAAAAGGGUGGUCGACUAUAUCCCCGAGCAUUGGAAGACAAGAUGGUUCGUCUUAGACGGAUGGCUCAAUAUUGUUUAUCUAUUUGACAUUGCAUUUAUCGCAUAUCUCUGGAGACCUACGAUGAACAAUAGGCGGUUCGCCAUGAGCGACGAGAUUGCACAAGACGACGACGGUUUUGAAAUUCGAUCUCUUACCAGCUCUCUGGAUGACGAAGAGCGCGUUGGUAGUAAUGCCAAUAACAGGCCCAUUGGUGGUGCGCAUGCGGAACAUUCCCCCGCGCCAGCUGCGGCAGAAUCCUUGUCCCAUCCCCAACAGGCUCGCCAUUCAAUUGAUGCCGACCAUUUCGCUGUCGGAGAAGAGGACAGAUGGUCCGACGACGAAUCACCCAGGAACUCAACCGAGAGAAAGGGCCUGAUGCAUAAGGAUGAUUAAUAUUCGAGUUCUCACCUGUAUCCAUAGUUGCUGUUUGUUUCACUACUUUGAUUCUUCGGCAGAAAGAAAAUGGCUUGCAGAAUAGCUUGGCGUUUACUCUUGAAUUAGGAUGUUACAUGUUACUAUCGCGACAUCUCCUGUGAUCUCAAUUCCCUUUUGAGCCUCCCAGGGCAUUACA